GUUAUUGCAAUGUUUUUGAUAUUUAUGAUAAUAAUCAAGUUUUCAUAAAAAUUCCAAUGGAUUACAAUAAUGCAAAUAAAUGUUCAAAUUUUAACAUAGUUUGAUUUUCUUCUUUAGCCAUUAGCUUUAACCAUAGCCAUCUGCUUAUAAAUGAUGAUGAACUGCAAUGCUUUAAAUAACACCGAAGAAGAUAUAGUUAUUUUAAAAGCUAAACAGUUUUUAGAGACUGAUUCAUGUAGGGCAAAGGCUCUUAUUAUAACUGCACAAACUUUAUUUCCAAAUCAUUUUGGAGUGCAGUAUGAAGCAUAUAAAAUUGAAAAAUUGGAUCGCGAUGUGGAGAAAUCGGCGAAGUAUUUUAAUUUUAUAAUAAGUAAUUUCAAGCAACCACCUCCAGAAUUAUGGGAUGAAGUUUCUGCAAUAGCAUCAGCUUUACGAUGUCCGAAAGAAGACUUAACAGCAGAACAAGAGUUUUUAUCAGACAUGUUUCAGAAUUUAAAUGAAGAGGUCCAACAUAAACUGCUCAUGCUAACUGCAGAUCAUAGCGAGGAUACAUUGGAACAUUGCAGAUUAUUACUUCUUCUUGUUCAUAAAUUUCCUAAAACCAUUAGUACAUAUGGGCCUAGCCUUGUUGAAACUUUACUUUCCGCUGAAUGCUAUGGUUCUGGAACAACCUCUUGGGUAGAACUGCUCAUGGAUGAAGUAAUGCCUUUAAUAACUCCAAUGCAGACAACACCUUCAAUAUUUCCAGUAAAUAUGCUUCAUAGAUUAUUCCUAAAAAGCAUAGAUUUUUACAUGAAUAAAUUGUAUAACACUGAGAAACAAAGCACACAAUUCUCUUGGAGCAUAUGGAAUAAAACAUUUAGUAUUCUUGAGUUUGUUGGAAAACAGUUGGGUUGGGAAAACCACCUGGUUUGUUUCGAUAACUCAUGGAACAAGGAAAAUUAUUAUUCCAAACUAUUGCAAAGAUUAACACCAAAAAAACAACCAAUGAAUGGCGAUGAUAAAAAAUUAUUGUUUUGUGGUACAAUACUCUUUCUAAAAUGUCUUCAUGAGUAUACAAAUGAUUUAAUAUGCUGUGUAAAGGGGAAUUAUGUCAAAACAACACUUAUUGAACUUCAUAAAGCUGUUAAUAUUAGUGUAGAUCAUAUUGCAAAAAGACCAAAACUGGAAAAUACAGAUUCUGAAAUUUGUAUUGAAAUAGAUGGGGUCAUUCAAGAAUCGAAUGCACUAGAUAUUGCAAUCAAAACUUGGGAUUUAAUGCAUUCUGUUGAUAAUUUUAGAAGAGAUUUUCCUAAACUACUGUAUGGAUUACAUUUAGAUAACUGGUUAGAUAGUUUUCGGUUAGAUAUGUCACUGUAUCGUGGACAGUAUGAUAAUGUUGCCACCACUUUGAGAUCAGUAUCCAAUUCUUUAUCAAGUUCUGCUAGAAAUGUGAAACUGAUAUCAAUUGCUCUAAAGCAGAAACAGUAUUCACAAUGUUUUGAAUAUAUUGAUGCAACUAUAUCUAAUUUACCAACAUACCAAGGUGAUAUCCAGAAUAUACGAGCUAAUCAAACACAAUUAUUCAAACAUCAACUUCACUUUUUACCUUUAACAAGCACUCACAUAAUUUAUUAUUGUGCUAAAGUUUUAAUACACAUUCUAAAAAUUAGCAUAACAAAUUUAUCUGAUUUAGAGUUAGGCCAUUUAAUGGUCUUAAUGCAACUUGAUCGAUUAGAGGAGAGUUCGACAUAUUCUAGAAUAUUUGAAAUUAUAAGUAAAAAUCAAAUUUUUCGAUAUCCACUUUUUCAGAAAUACAUAGUUGAUGCUGCUAUUUUAGAAGAAAUAAUGUAUUUAUCUUCAGAACAAGGAGGUUCUAUAGUGUUUGACAUAUUUCCUCAUUUGGAGUUAAAUCCAGGGCAAAGAAGAAUGGGAACUAGACAUGCAGAUAAGGGAGUGAAGGAAGAUUUUAAGCAAAAUAUAAAGCUACAGCUGAGUCGAUGUAAUGAGCCGUAUGAACAAGUAAUCGCAAAUUUUAUUACUUCUGAACGAAGCAAUCUUGUGCAGUGUCUUAAAGUUAUAUGUUUAUAGGUAUAAUACUACCAUAAUAUAUUGAAUUUAGUGUCAAAUGUAGCAAUUACUAUGGAGAAAGAAAAACGUGUUCAUAAUUUUAAACAAAAAAUGGAAAAAUUUUACUAAUCGGCAAUUGUUAUUUAACGAAUUCAUUAAUUUUUGGGCUGUUUUUGGGUUUAUUAAUCACAUAUCUUAUAUACAAACUAGUGGUGCAUGGUAUUGUGCCUUAAGACAAAUUACUUGAGCUCUCCAUAUCGCAAUCAAACA
Messenger RNA from Ctenocephalides felis (cat flea), 2319 nucleotides. RefSeq names its product integrator complex subunit 10-like. Gene Ontology annotation, cellular component: integrator complex. The coding region runs from base 151 to 2070 and encodes 639 amino acids. The record is from RefSeq and is a predicted model, not a curated record. The transcript is spliced from 12 exons. Gene Ontology annotation, biological process: snRNA processing. NCBI's taxonomy places the organism in Eukaryota, Metazoa, Arthropoda, Insecta, Siphonaptera, Pulicidae.